Molecule: messenger RNA, 985 nt
Organism: Brassica oleracea var. oleracea
Lineage: Eukaryota; Viridiplantae; Streptophyta; Magnoliopsida; Brassicales; Brassicaceae
Product: LOB domain-containing protein 39-like
Exons: 2
Coding region: 142-840 (232 amino acids)
Biological process (GO): regulation of gene expression
Source: RefSeq, a predicted model, not a curated record
UAGCCUCUCUCCCCACUUCAUAAAACUCGUUUCUUCUUCUUCUAUCAAAUCAGAUCAUACCCUAUUUUCUUGCUCCCAAAAUUUUGGAUAUAUCUUCUCGUAAGUUCUGAAAUUGUCUUUUUUUUUUCUUUGGCCGAAAAAAUGAGUUGCAAUGGAUGUAGAGUUCUUCGAAAAGGUUGCAGCGAAACAUGCAUCCUUCGUCCUUGUCUCCAAUGGAUCGAAUCCGCCGAGUCACAAGGCCACGCCACCUUGUUCGUCGCUAAAUUCUUUGGGCGUGCCGGUCUCAUGUCUUUCAUCUCCGCCGUACCUGAACUAAACCGCCCUGCUUUGUUUCAGUCCUUGUUGUUUGAAGCGUGUGGGAGGACGGUUAAUCCGGCUAACGGAGCGGUUGGUAUAUUAGGUGCUGGAAACUGGCACGUGUGCCAAGCGGCGGUUGAAACUGUUCUUCGUGGUGGUACUUUACGUCCGAUCUCAGAUCUCCUUGAAUCGCCGUCGUUGAUCUCAUCCAAUUACUCUUCCGAGAUCUGUAACGAUAUUGGCCGUUUCUCGACCUCAAGAACCAAGCUAUCUACGUCGGAUAUGAAAAAACCUCCGGUUAACCGGAAACGGUCGAAGGCCGAACGGUCUGAAUCGGUUAUGGAUGUCCAGUUGAACCACGGGUUAGAUCUAACCAUUCCGGUUGUACCGGUUCCUUUACUUCCUCCAACGCCGUUUCGUAAGGUGGUCAACGGUGAACGUCCGGGAAGUCCAUCGGAGGAGUCUGUUACGACGUCGUGUUGUGAAAAUGGAAUCAUCGGCUAUAACAAAAGAGAGAGAAAGUUAUUAAACCUUUUUGUUUAAAACUGACGGCGAAAACUCUUCGCACUUAGUUUUUGGGGGUUCCUUUUUAGGGUUUUAUUGGCUGAUUAAUGAUUUUCUAUACCUAGAGAAAUAUGAUAACUUUUUGGUGAUACAGAUGAGAUGAUAAAUAAUCUGCGGUUUGCUA